Molecule: messenger RNA, 1041 nt
Organism: Colletotrichum graminicola M1.001
Lineage: Eukaryota; Fungi; Ascomycota; Sordariomycetes; Glomerellales; Glomerellaceae
Product: heterokaryon incompatibility protein
Exons: 2
Coding region: 1-1041 (346 amino acids)
Source: RefSeq, a predicted model, not a curated record
AUGAGUAUCAUUUACCGAAGACUGGACCCCUCGAAGCGCGAGAUCCGUCUGUUUGAAAUCCAGUCGGCGCGCAGCAUCAACGACCCCGUCGAGGGCCGGCUCAUUACCGUCCGCCUUACCGACGACCUGUCACGGGAGUACAUCGCACUCUCCUCACUCUACGGCGACGCCUCCGAAACCGACAAGAUCUUUGUGAGCGGCCAGCCUGUCACCAUCACAGCCCACUUAUCCCAAGCCCUAAAGCAUGUCCGCGCAGUCUUUUACCCGACCAUCUCGCAGCGCUUCCAGAGGACGCCGGCGAGGCGGCCUCACGGCGCUCCGCGAUGGUUGAGGCAACUGUUCGGCAUAAGCAGCUCCCGCGCCAGCGACAACGAGCCGAGGGCGUUGCGGGUCUGGUGUGACUUCCUCUGCGUCAACCAGAUGGACGACCUGGAGAAGAACAAGCAGCACUCGGACAUGCGCAACAUCUACCGCAACGCCGAGCUCGUCGUCGGGUGGCUGGGCGACAAGACGGAACAUACGGAUCUGGCGAUGGCGACGCUCGCACAGAUUGAGGACGCCAUGCCGCCCCACUGGGGAGACCCCGGCGACCGGCAGAAGCAUCCAGAGGACUACUCCCCGACGCACAAAUGGGCCGAGUCUAUCACGCACCUGUGGGAGCCGGGGGCCACCGGCGAGAUCCCCUUCAUGUUGCCGCAUUGGAUCGGCUGCAACGACUUCAUGGGCCGUCCGUACUUCCAACGCCGAUGGAUCCUCGAGGAGAUAGCCAUGGCCAGGUUCCCUACCUUUCUGAUUGGCGACACCAUCGUGCCGUGGAAGCAGGUCCUGCGUCUGAACCGCAUGAUGGAGGAGUUCAAGUACCAUCCCUCCGACAUCUUCCCCCAGUACUUGGCGGCCAUGAUAGCCGACCUGCCUCUGGAAACCGCGCAUAAGCUGCUCGACGAAUUCGCGCGGAGAGAGGCGUUAGAGGACGCCAGGAUCCUGCAGGAGGCAGGGAGCAGCAGGGCGACCUCAUCCACGCGGUCCACCGACACAAAAUAG